AUGGAGGGACAGGAAGACCAGUUGCAGAGAGAAGCUGCCCUCUCUGCUAAUAGCAGGAGACGAUGGGACAACCAGCUGCACAGAGGAACUACCCUCUCUGCUGAGAGCUUCAGAGACCUGCAGAGACGUCGGGACUACAGUGCAGAGAGGAGCAAGGAGCACCCGCUCCAGGGCCUCCUCUCUGCUGAGAGCAGUAGAUGUUGGGAAGACCUGCCUACAGAGAGGAGCUACCCACUCUCCUUGGACCGUUCUCUGCCUCACCCUAACUUCCUGCAGCUUUCGCCAGUCAUUGGCCACUUAGUCUUUUGGGGGCUGGGCAGCGGCUCCGUGCACUUUGGGGUCGGGGGCGGCUUCCUAGAGCCCAGCAUCCACUGGGGCUCCGAAGCCGUAGCCUGUGUCCUCCACCCACUUUGUGCCCUCAUCCUCCUCCGGGGCUAUGGCAGCGGCGAUGCCAGCGUCCUCUGCAGGUCCGACAGGCUGCUGACGGGCACCAAGAUCACCACGCAGAACAUCCACGACCACUUGGUUCCUACCUGGACAAGAUCCGCGACUGGGCCCCGGGGCCCCGGCAAUUACAGCCACUACUUCAAGACCAUCGAAGACCUGCGGGACAAGAUUCUUGGUGUCACCAUUGAGAACUCCAGGAUUGUCUUGCAGAUUGACACCCGCCGCCUGGCUGCAGAUCACUUCCGAACCAAGUCUGAGAUGGAGCAGUCUCUGCGAAGGAGCUUGGAGGCAGACAAAGGCCUGCGCAGGGCGCCCGAUGAGCUGACCCCGGCCAGGGCUGACCUGAAGACGCACAUCCAAGGCCUGCAGGAGGAGCUGGAUCACCUGGAGAAGAACCACAACGAGGAAAUCAGUGCUGCGGGUGGCCAGGUCAGUGUGGAGGUGGAUUCUGCUCCAGGCAUUGGUCUUGCAAAGAUCCCGGGCAACACCUGAAGCCAGUAUGCGGUCAUAGCUGAGCAUGCCGAAGAUGCUGAAGCCUUCACCAGCCAGACUGAGGAGCUGAGCUGGGAGGUCGCUGGCCACACGGAGCAGCUCCAGAUGCGCAAGUCCGUCACGGACCGGUGGCGUACCCUCCGGGGUCUUGAGAUUGAGCUGCAGUCGCAGCUCAGCAUGAAAACCGCCUUGGAAGACCAUACUGCAGGAACGGAGGCCUGCGUUGAGGCCCAGCUGGUGCGGAUCCAGGCUCUGAGCAGCGGUGCCGAAGUCCAGCUGGGCAAUGUGUGUGCUGACUGCCAGAGGAGGCCUGAGCAGGAGAUCACUGCCGACCGCAUCCUGCUCGAGCGCCAGAAAGAUCCUUACAGCAACCUGCCCACCUGCAAGCAUCUCCUAAACCCCAGCAGUCUCACCUGGAGGUACACACAUCCCGACCCUGACAUGGUUGUGCUGUACUCGCCUGGAACCUCUGGCAACCGGACCUCCUGCAGCACUAGGCGGUUGCCAUCAUCUACUUGGAAGUCUUUAGAAAAGGUGUCUGAAGACUGGAUGGUGACCAAAGCUGCUUUCUCACUUUUAGUGAAAGUUGCUGUUCCAUAUUUGGAGAGCGCUUGAAGAGCCACCACUGUGUCCUGAAAAAAAAAAAAAUGAGUAGAGAAAUCACAAAAGAGGAAAGUAACAAACUCACACUGGAUGUAAACCAUAACAACACUAUUCUUUUUUCAGAAUUAUUUAGUCAUAAAUGCAGUACACUAACUCUAUUUCAAUUCAGUUCAAUCUGGUUAGUAAUGAUAAACUAUUCUAGAUACUUUGAAGGUAUAUUUCUAAAAAGUUUCUUCAUUCAGCUAGUUUAAAUAUACAUAUGGAGAUAAGACUUAGAUAUUUGACACAAGCCCAGGCUAUUUCAAUAAUUUAUAAAUUUAUGUAACAAUAUUUGUUAUAAAAGGUCAGAGAAGAGAGAAGAAAAUAUGGGUUAGAAUAGUAAGAGAAGACUGAAGAAGGUUAUCUGAGAAAUAAGAUUACUCUGAAUAAUGAGCAGAGUUUAUGUAGACAGAAGAGAGGCAUCGGGGGGGACCUGGGUGGGGAAUGCUCUAUGUGAAGUCAUGGAAACAGCUGUGAGCUAAUUCCAGAAGAAGCAAAGGGAUCUGCCUAAUCAGAUUGGUGCACUCAUGUUUACUGGGGAGAGGAAAUAUUUUUGAUAAAAUAUUAGAUAAUUUUAGGCUUUGAGUGAAAAAAAGAUUUAUUUUCUAAGGGAAGUAAUCCCUUGAAAAUAUUGCUCUGUGAAGACAAACCUACCUGCAUGGUUGGGGGGCCCCUAGGGAGAGAGUAUAAAAAGGACAGAGCAGUAAUCCAUACAUAAGAUAGUAAGGCUGGAACUUGUCUGCUGAUGGAGGGAUGGAGAAAGUGUGAAUUAGAAAUACUAACCAUUCCAUUAUUCAACUCCCAGAUGGUUGUGUCUUCAUAUAUGUGAAUAUAUUUAUGUUUCCUUCUAGAGUCUUCCCACAGACCUGAGUGGAGGAGAAGCCCCCUUGGGGAUUUUGCUGCUUGGUAAUCCACUUCACAAUACGUGAUGCACAGACAGGUCCUCUGAAGAUGGGGCAGGCUGGACAGUAAGAUAGUCCUUGGUGGUGAUUUCGGAGCUGGUGUCUACGGCUGCGUCUGACAUGGUGGGGCACGCCGGUGAUGCGAUGCCGGGGAUUAAAAAGAAAGCGAGAGUUCAGGGACUCUGGCGAUAAAGCUGCCGGAGUCCGCGGCGGCGGAGGAGGCGCGCGGCGGAGGCGGCUGCGGCGAGCAAGGAGGCUGACGAGGAACAAUGCAAAGAUGGCUUUUCAGAGCAGCCAGUGGGGCAGGACAAUGUUUUUCAUCAAAUGUCCUUAGAUUUGGAGGAGGUUUCCCCAGUGUAUCCAGUGGUUGUCUUCCUCUUGAUUAGUAUUAAAGGAGGAGAAAAAGUGUGUAUUGGGGUCAGUGCAGAAAACAAAUCAUCCAAGCACACGAAGUGGAAUUUGCUAAUAGCAUUACUACUCACCCAGUGACUUAGGAGUCACAACCCAGGACACGGUUUUCCGCCCAUUUCUACAGACACAGUGAGAUUCUUCGUUCUUCUCUGUUGGAACAGCCAGGAAAGCGGAAGAGACCUCCAGCUGCACAACGACCUGUCCCCCACACCCAACCACAAGUUUAUGAAGGGAUGCAGAACAGCAUGAAUACUGCAAAAGAUGCUCUGUGCAUCAGAAGGUCCAGAAGAGAGAGAUUUAAAUUGCUUUCAGCUAAGCUGUAGACCUCUAGCAGAUGAACGACAUAUUUUCCUGAAGGGAAAAAAAAUUACCGUGAAGAUACUGUAAAUAUCCCCCUCCAGGACUUGCUUUGGUGUGGAAGUGAUUCCGCUGUGAGUUGUGUCUUUUGCGUUGUUGCACUCUUCAUCAUAUUCAUCCGCAGGACCUCCAGCUCUAAAGGGUGUGAAGAGGAUACUGACCCACCAGAAAGAGACCCCACUGCUAGAACGAAUAAGAUGUGCUGAAAGCCGGAGCAUAACUUGGCCAUUCCAAGAUUUAACGACAAACUAACUACCCAUCAUUAACACUAAAG
Molecule: messenger RNA, 3525 nt
Organism: Pan troglodytes (chimpanzee)
Lineage: Eukaryota; Metazoa; Chordata; Mammalia; Primates; Hominidae
Biological process (GO): intermediate filament organization; epithelial cell differentiation
Cellular component (GO): cytoskeleton
Molecular function (GO): structural molecule activity
Source: RefSeq, a predicted model, not a curated record